GGAGCGCGAACGGUUAAGGGAAUAGCAGCUACGAGAAAAUGGCGAGCACAGAAGAGUUUAGGUACGCGAAUAGCGCUGUUUUAAAACUCUAAGAAGUCUUAAUAAUAGCCAAAUAAGCUCGGGCGUGUUUCUUUACUUCCGUAGGUGUCAAGUUAUUUCAAACAACGGCAAGCGUUCAACUUAUGUCACACUAACUGAAGCUAAUCAGGGUUAGCCUAGAAACAUGAAGAUAGCUAAUGCCAGCUGCUGUAAAUGGCGUCUCUGUGCCAACACACAAUGAACGACCCGUUGGCAGGUCAGCAUAUUUACUUGGCUAAUGAAUCAAUUUGAUCAAGGCUGACCUGUUUUCAUGGCUUAUCGUUGAGGAACGGCAUGGCUUUACACAACUUGGUCUUUGUUAUCGAUGUGGAUUUUGGAGAUCACGAGUCAGUCGACCAGCUGGAAGUCAGAAACCAUCUCUUGAAACGAGGAAUACUACAAAUUCUGCUGCAUUUCGGUUACAAGUAUGGAUUUGAGAAAGUGCGCUGGGGUUAUAAAUUCUUCCAAUGUAAGACUGGCCGCAAUGCCAGCCUCAUAUCAAGGGGAUCAGACUUCAAGGAGCUUCUCCACAAAACGUUUGAGGACUUCGAAAUAGAGUUUGACUCCAAGUUUGACAUAAAGGAUAAACUACGCAGUUCUCAGCUGAAGCAGCGAUCCAAUCAAUCUGCUUCAGUCCAAAACGCACUCAAAGAAACCUUGCUGGACUUCCAGUGGGACAGACCAGACAUCACUUCUCCCACUAAACUUUCCCUGAGGCCCAGAAAGUCGAGCCGGCCUGGAAAGCCCAGUGUUUCACAGGAGGAUGAUUUGUCAAGCAAUGGGAGGAAUGUGGUGUUUAUUGUGUCAGAGUGUCCACGGACAUGGUCACAACUUGUGGACUACCUCUCUUUGAGAAACCAUGGCGUGCAUUCAGAUGUAUCAGAGCACGUUAUAUCCAGGGGUCUUCACGACAUGCUGGUUCAGCGACAGGUUGUGCUGCACUGGAUUGACAGCAGAUCACAUGUACAGGUCAUGAAGUGUGAGGACCAUCUCGGCUCCAACAAGCUGUCUGAGGUUCUGGCACAGUUGGGUGGCAAAGUGAUCCCAAUGGUUGCCCUGCUAAACCUCUGCUGCACCCAGAAGUCAGACUCAGGCUUCAGGAGAGAGACUUUUGCUUUCAGGUCCAGCAUUGGAUACCUGCUGUCAUCUGAAAGGCUGCACCGCCUGGCUUUUCCUGUCACAAGGGGAGUGUUGCAGUUGGGGCAAGGCGAUAUGACACAGAGCUGCGCCGUUAUGGUAGAGCCAGUGUCUCGCAGACAGAGGCUUCUCUCAGAGUCGGUGGAAGUGUGUCUGAAAGGAGUGCUUCAGGGCUGGGACGCCUCAUCACUGACACAGACCUCCACAGAGUCAUGGGUGCUCCAGUGCUCCAGCAGUAGCAGUGAGCAGGGAGCUACUGCCUUCCAGCAUCUCCUAAUGGAGCUCUCUACUCACGCUCUGUACAUGUUUGCUGAGGUGAGAGACAGCGGUCUGGUGUCCUCGGCCGUCCUCUCCCCCUUGUCACACUUCACAGCUCUGCUCACCGUUCUCCAGCCUCAGAUCACUCAGAACGACCAGCUCCUCACCACCGAAAUCGUCGCCCCCGCCAAAGCUGAAAGCUCCUCCGAUUUGCCAGAUGUUGUGAGCAGCGUUCUGGGAGUAGUGUACGACAUCAUGGAGGAGGAUGGUGACGGUAUUGAUGACCAGCCAGACAAUCAUCCUGUUCCAGAGUGGGCCCAGCAGGAAGUCAGUCAUUGUCCGCUGACAACAGGUGUCUUGGAGAGUUGGUUCCCUCAGUCAGAUCAGUCAGGAGUGAGCUCCCAUUUAAUGGAGUCAUUCAGGUUGCUGCAUGCAGCGCCAGAGCAGAGAGAAGAGGAGGAGUCUGUCUUACAGCAGGAGCUGAUCAGUGACCUGUCUGAACUGUAUCAGACGUCCCAGGGUGCAAACAACAAGAGGGGCAAGAAACGUGGCGCCCAACGCACUCCAGUGAAACAGAAGAUGAAGACGAUGAGCCGCUCCUUGCAGAUGCUGAAUGUGGCGCGGCUCAACGUGAAAGCCCAAAAGAACCAGGCUGAGGCUGAGCAGCAGGGGGUGGAGGUCAAGGGUCCAGACAGACAGGGGAAGAGACGGUCAAGUGACAGAAACAAACCUGGAGGAGCCAACACCAUCUGUUUCACCAGUGAGGCAGAGCUGCUGUCUCAUCUGAAAUCCAGUUAUGAGAAGACCGUGGCAGAGAGAGACUCGUCCCUCCUCACUGAUGUCCAGCAGCUCCUGUCUGCUGUGAAAACCUUCCUUGUGGCAGAAUCCGACCUGGAGGUGAAGACUUCACUGUUCGUCCAGCAGCACCUCCUGAAGACCAGCAAAUCAAUCAGGCAGCUCUACGGCACAGCUGCUGAUGUUGAGAGCAAAGUCAGAGAGUGCCAGCUUCAGGCGUUGUUAAGGUUGGAGUUGUGCAGACUGUUCUCCUCAGAGCAGACUGACUCACUGGAUGCUGAUCAAAUGGCAGAGGAGGUGGCUGAAAUGCUCAGGAUUAUCUCCCUAACGAAAGACCCAGUUUGCCUAGCAAGGUUCCUUCAAGACGAGGUCCUCCCAGGGUUCCUGACAGCUGUCCCCAGGGUGCUUGCAGAUAUUUACCACAGUCUGGGCACUCAGCUCCCUGAGGCCUUGGUGGCUGUUCUGCCAGCUGACUUCUUCAGUGACGAGUCAGUUGCCAAGGACAGCGUUUCUCCUUCGGCCUCCUCACCUCCCCUUUCCACACACAGCCUGGUUUCAGAUGGCAGAGAUCGCCUGCAGGACCUGCGAAAUCGCUCAGCCAACAAGAGGAGGAGUGGGAUGCUGACUCGUCAUCGCAGUAUGACUGAAUCAUCACAGAGUCUACGUCAAAUAGAGAUGCCUAAAAAGACUACAAGAGCUUCAAAAUCAAAGGUCUGUGUUGCUUUGGAGAAACAUGUUGAAGAGCCACAACCUCAGAAACAAGAAACACAAGAGGUCACCAAGGUGAGGAGAAACCUGUUCAACCAAGAGAUUGUUUCCCCCUCGAAGAAAGCCAAGCUGCCGAGGAGCCAGUCUGUGUCUGCCGUGGAAGGAUUGAAACGCAAGCGAUCACAUGAGUCUGAAGAGAGACACAAACUUAUAACAAAGAAAGUGUGUGAAACACCCGUCCACAAACAAGUGUCCAGUCGGCUCCUCUAUCGGCAGAAAAUGGGAAGGAGAUCUGUCCCAACUGAGGACUGCAUUGUGGAAGAAUCCCCAGUAAAACCUGCAGAAGACCUAAGAAGGAGCCCAAGGAUAAAGAAGUUUGCUCGAAGACACUCAAACAUCUUCUAUUCAAGUUCUCAACCUCGCUCCCGCAACCUGGAAAGGGCUCUCUCUGCGUCCCAGCUCACUCUCAGCGAAAGUAAAAUCAGCAGCGUUGAUGUAAAAACUGUUCGGUCUCCCAUGCGACUUCUUUUUGGGGCGGCUGCUUCUCCCGGUCGUCCUUCUACCUCCGUAGAGUCGACGAGGGCCACCAGGACACGGUUGUCCACAGACUCUAGUGUCUUUGAGAGUCCAAACAAAACACCAACAAAGUCACCUGGCAAACGUGGACGAGCCUUUCAUGGAAACACAACACCCAGGACUCCCAGAACCCCCAGAACCCCAGGAACCCCUAAAACCCCACCUUCAUCCAGGAUGCAUGUUCUCUCUGUUGCAGAGAGCCCUGUCGCAGGAAGCUCUCGUGAGCUUGGUAUGGCUUUGAGAGGCAGUCCUUUCAGAUCUCCAGCCAGAAAGACUCUCGUGGUAGCGACACCUACUAAGCUAAGUCCUUUGGGGAACUCGCUGAAGGGUAUUCUCAGGACUCCGGUGAAGGCUGUGGUUGAAUGCAGCUCUUCAUCUGGAUCACAUUUACUCAACAGCCCAGUGUCCAGGACUCCCAAAAAGAGUGUCACAUGGUCUCCAUCGCCACGAAAAUGUAGAAUGGCAGACAACAUUGUUAAUUUCAAGGUGCCAGAGUCGCCGCACAUUGCAUCUCGCAGUUCUCCAAGACUGCUGAAGACAACUAACAAGUUCAGCAGUCCUGUCAAAAGCAGCAACAGCAGAACUGACAUUUUCAAGACCCCAGAAAAGACAUCUCCGACAGGGCGUAACUUUUCUUGUCAAGUAACCCUGUUAAAGCUUUCAGAAAAUGUAAAUAGUGUUUUUUUGACACCGGAAAAAAAUCUGAGGUCUUCGGAAAGACUUGACAGCAGGAUGAAAGCACCUUUAAAAGACAAUAAAAGUGACAAUCUACUAGAAAUGCCUCCUUCACAAUCCACCCCACCUCUAGACUACCACAACAAUACAGCUCAAACCAAGACUCCCAGUCCUACUCACCAAAUGAUUACUCGCUCUGGACGAACUCCAGGCAAAAGUUCAAACAUUGCUUCCCCAUGUAAGCUGUUAUUUAAACCAGUAGGAGGUAGUACAGUUUCAGAAGGAUCAGAUAGUUCACUUAAGUCUCCAGCAAAGUCCCCGACAAGAACGAGGUCUGCUCAAGGUGUUAAAACCACCAGACAUAACUUAAGAUCCCAGUCUAAUGAGAACGCUUCCUCCAAACUAAACACAGAAUGCAACUUUGCUGAGAACUGCGACCUUGUGGAAAAGCACAAGUGGUCAGACACAAUAGAAGAAGUACAGGCUGAACCUUCGCAAAACUCUGAAACCGACUCGAGUUCCAAUACAGACUCACAGCAGUUUAACUCCUCACAUUUCAACUCCGCCUCCACGGACGACGACAGUAUGGACAUUGUUGAUGCUGCAGUUGUAAAGACGCAGUUUAGUGGAGGGCUCAAGAUGAAUAUCAGCUUUUCACGGAAGCCUUCAAAGUCCAGUGAAGACUUCUUGUCAGACGUAGCUUCUCCUAAACCACGUGCGCCACAACAAGGCACACCCGGGCGAAGCUACGGCUUCCGGCAGACCCCUGACCGCCAACAGAGGGAGGCUGCCGCUCGUUUGGGGUACGCUAACGAUUCUCCUCGAUUUUCAACCCCUAGAGGCCCCUCCAAACUAAGUCGACAAAAGUGUAUGGGUACACCGAACCCUCUGUCUUAUCAAGUAGAAAUGGAAAUGCAAACAUCGGGACUGCCCAAACUCAAAAUCAAACGCACAGACUCCAUGAACGCAGGUGAUUUGGUCACUGAUGGUCCUCGAUCGGGAACUCAGAGCCCUUUAGUUGGUGUGAAACCUUCUCAGCUGGAAAGUCCUUUGGCUUUGUUCUCUAAACAUAGAGAUCCUGGUUGUGUCUCGCCAUCCAUCUGUACUCAUGUCACCCCAGCCAAGAGCACGCCUGGAAAAGGUGGAAGCGUCCAAACUUACAUUUGCCAGUCUUACACGCCUACACACCAUCCAGCGGGAACCAUGUCUCCUGUGACUGCAGAGAUCAUCCCCCUGACCCCUUCACCUCAGAGCGUAGGAAAAGUGACCCCAGACAACCUCAACAGCUGGCCUCGGAGGAAAAGAGCCCAGAUCGGUGUGGUUGGAGGAAAGGAUCGCGGCCUGAAGGGGGAGCCGCUGCUGGAGGAGCUCCUGGAGGAAGCUGAGCUUGGUGUUAGCAGGUUACAAGACACAGAGGACACCGAUGAGCCCUCAAGCAACAGAGCUGCAGUUUUAGCUUUGACUUCCAAACAGUCGCCUCCAGUCGGAGCAGAUGCAUCUCCUCUCUCUCCGCGGGAAGACUUGUACUGGAUAGAGAAGCUAGCUCAGCAGGCUGACUGCACUCAUCCUCAGACAGCUGAAGAAGAAAUGAUGUGGACAGCUGGAAAUGGAGACGUCAAGUCAAUUGCAACUCCUCCCAGCUCUAAAGUGAGGAAACCGGUGACAGCGAGCGGGAUUUUGGCCCUUACUCACUCUCCGAUGUUGUUCAAGGGCAGAACAGGCUCUGCUGGCAAGAGAACUCCACACUUUAAAGAUGAAGCUGCAUCAGAGAGGAGGAUGGAGGUUGAUGCGGAGGUGUCUCCCUUCAGUCAGCCGAUGAGACGCUCCACCACGGGGAAGACCUACAGCAGGAAGAGACUGCUUUCCUGAAUCACACCAUCCAUCCUUUUGGCAAGCAAAGCAAAAGCAAAUCAGCCCAUUCUGUGUUUAACUGUGAAGCCUCCAGCCUUUCUUAGACAUAUUUUGUCAGCUGCGCUUUUGAUGGCAGAUCUGAAAAGACGUCUUUCAAGUACCGCUUCAAAGGUUUUCGCUCGAUGAAUGUCCCUUUCAGGCUCCUCCGUCAACACUUUUUGGCCUUGAUAUUCUCUCUUCUUACCAGUGGCUUUUGUUUUACUUCGGACAUUUUAAGACUUAUAAUUUUAGGUAAGUUUCACACUGAGGUUUUAAACUCUUGAAGAGUUUCAGUUUAUUAAAAUGUCCUUUAAUUGUUCCUAUUGAUGAUUUUAUCAUUAAAAGUGUGCCAUGUUUCCUGCUCGGGUCUUUCUGAAGCUAAAAAUUUGGAAAAUGGUCAUAUUAUGUAAUCAGCCAUUUUACAAUCAAGUCAGAGACUAAAUGUAUUGAUAUAAAUACUAUUCAUGUUUAUUUAUUAGUUUGUUUGGUUUUUUCCUGUCAUAAAAUUUGCUUUUAAAUAAAAGGGAAGCAUUGAAAGAGGGGAGGAUUUAUUCAGAAUGUAAAUAUGUUAAUGUUGCCAAAGUCUUUUGUAAAUAUCAGUUUUCUCAAUUACUUUACUGAAAAUGUUUUGGGUUUUUUUGUGUGUUACUCCACUUUGCCACAAUUCACAAGUGAACAUUUUCUUGUGCGGUAUAUAUAUAUAUAUUUUUGUUAUUUUCCAUUUCAUCAAACUGUUGACACUAUAAGCAAUACAGUCCACACAUGUCAUCAUUUCCCCCCCACCAGGCCACAAACAAAAAAAAACACCAACAAAAAGCAAAAGGAGCAUUUUCAAUUAUACACAAUGAUUGAAGAUUAUGUCUUUAUCAACAGUCUAUUAAACUUGUUUUUUUAAAUAACAGAA
Messenger RNA from Thunnus maccoyii (southern bluefin tuna), 7021 nucleotides. It is a transcript of the gene ticrr, whose product is annotated as TopBP1-interacting, checkpoint, and replication regulator. NCBI's taxonomy places the organism in Eukaryota, Metazoa, Chordata, Actinopteri, Scombriformes, Scombridae. The record is from RefSeq and is a predicted model, not a curated record. Gene Ontology annotation, molecular function: chromatin binding. Gene Ontology annotation, biological process: DNA replication; mitotic G2 DNA damage checkpoint signaling; response to ionizing radiation. The coding region runs from base 373 to 6096 and encodes 1907 amino acids. The transcript is spliced from 21 exons. Gene Ontology annotation, cellular component: nucleus.